Molecule: messenger RNA, 936 nt
Organism: Adineta ricciae
Lineage: Eukaryota; Metazoa; Rotifera; Eurotatoria; Adinetida; Adinetidae
Source: the annotation of a GenBank genome assembly
AUGUUGCGAAAUGAAAAUAGAAUCAUUGGACUUAUUCUAACUUCAAUAACAUUUACUCUUACAACAUUUGCAAUGAUAAUAUCAUUGACAGUAUUGGUAAUUCUUAUUUAUCAAUGGUAUCGCAAUCGUAUAAAAAAAGAAGAUAAAAUAACAAUAUAUCUUUGUAUUCAUAUCUAUUUAUCUCUAUUAAUAUUAGCAGCAAUUAUACUAUCAAUGAAUAUUCGAACAUUGUUGGGUGAUUUAACUGGACAAUCAUUCGAUUCAUUAUGGUGUAUAUUUUCAGGAUAUCUUGCUUUAAAUCACAUUUCCACAGUAUAUAUGGCAUUUGUAAAUCAAGCACUUUAUCGUUUAGUUCGAAUUAUUUAUCCUCGAUAUCAAUAUUUUCAAAGUUUGAAAUUCUAUACUUUUCUUUUUAUAAUAGAAUAUUUAUGUGGAUUUGGUAUUCACUGUGUUAUUAUAGCUUGGAAUGGAGUUAUAUAUUUAACCAAUGAUCAUUUUUGCUACGCUUCAUUUACAAAUUUACUAGCAGUGGUGUGGGCAGCAUUUUUUGCUUAUUUAUUUCCAUGUUCAUGUCCAAUGAUUAUUUAUAUCCGAAUAACAAGAUUUCUUCGAAGGCAAGCAAAUACUGUAACACUGGUGACUAGACAAAGACAAGAUCGAGAUUUUUUGAUUGUUCGACGAAUUUCAAUUAUACUUGGUUUGUUACUUAUUCUCGGAAUUCCGGCAAUGAUCUUUAUCCUGAGAUUUGCCAUAACAGGUGAUUAUUAUCCAUUGACACUUCGUGUUUCAUGGUUGCCAGUUGCAAUAUCAGUAGCAGGAUUAAGUGUUGCAUCAGCAUAUUGUAUCCCACAAUUGAAAAGUACCAUAAGAAAAGUGUUUCAACAUCGGAUAGCAUUUAUUUCUGGCGUUGUUCCUCUUGACAGAACUGAAAUGUAA